Messenger RNA from Amphimedon queenslandica, 286 nucleotides. RefSeq names its product UDP-glucose:glycoprotein glucosyltransferase 1-like. Gene Ontology annotation, molecular function: UDP-glucose:glycoprotein glucosyltransferase activity. NCBI's taxonomy places the organism in Eukaryota, Metazoa, Porifera, Demospongiae, Haplosclerida, Niphatidae. Gene Ontology annotation, biological process: ERAD pathway. The transcript is spliced from 3 exons. Bases 9 to 284 code for a protein of 91 amino acids. Gene Ontology annotation, cellular component: endoplasmic reticulum. The record is from RefSeq and is a predicted model, not a curated record.
UUCCCAGGAUGGCUGAGAGGUAUGGGUUUGAGUAUGAGCUGGUACAGUACAAGUGGCCACGCUGGCUUCAUGGACAAACUGAAAAACAAAGAUUAAUCUGGGCGUACAAGAUAUUAUUUCUAGAUGUACUUUUUCCGUUAAAUAUUAAGAAAAUAAUUUUCGUCGAUGCUGAUCAGGUGGUUCGUACUGAUAUGAAGGAGUUGUUGGAGGAGCCAUUGGAUGGAGCACCUUAUGGAUACACUCCUUUCUGUGAUAGUCGUACUGAUAUGGAUGGAUUCAGGUAAUU